GGAGGUGGUGGUGGUGGGGGUGGCGGCGACAACAAGGAGAAACGCCGGAAGGAAUCGAUUCUGGAUCUUAGCAAAUACCUUGAGAAGACGAUCCGUGUUAAGUUUGCCGGUGGUCGCGAAGCGGCCGGCGUGCUGAAGGGCUACGAUCCUCUGCUAAACCUCGUGUUGGACAAUACGAUAGAGUUCUCGCGCGAUCCGGAUGACUACAAGCUGGCGGACGAUACACGGCACCUUGGGCUGGUCGUGUGUCGCGGAACGUCCGUGGUGUUGAUCUGUCCGCAGGAUGGCAUGGAAUCGAUACAGAAUCCGUUCAUCGCCCAGGAAGGCUAGCGGAGGCCGAUAGGAGCGUCGCCGAGUAAGCGUUGCCAUGUAGAUGGCCACCUUGCUGUGAUUUUGCUUCACCUUUCAGCGGACUAACCCCUCGCUUUCAUGCAUUUUUUUGCUCAUUUUGCGUAACAUUCCCUCGGUUGUUAGGCAAAUGAUUCGUUACAGCAAGCGUUUUGGAGCUGAUUUCUUUCACUUUUUGUUACCGUUUAUGGUUUUGUUUUCUUUCUCAUCAUUCUCUUCAUUCAUUACACACCACCCAUUCAAUAGUAAAAGUUGUCACCAGGCAUCCCGGGCAACACCCGGGCAGGAAUUGAUGGCCUGUGGCGUUGAACAUGCCUCUAGGUUUCUGAAUGAUCGGUUAAUCGAUCGAUUUAUUAGCUUAAAUUACUACUCGCUACUAUGUGCUACGGUUCAUCUGCUGUCCGAGCUAUGUCGAUCGCUGCCGAUCGUCUCACCCCGUGAACGUGGACAUGUUCUGCCAUCACUUUCUGCGUGGUUGUUGGCCGGUGAAAUAGUUGUUAAAAAUGUAACCAAUAGAAACGGAACAAUUACAAUAACACGAUACCGGGAAUGUUGACCGUCAGUAACAGUAACAAAUGGACGGUCUCGAACGAUCAAAGAAAAACGUGUACCGAUCGCCCGAUUUAAGCGUUCGUUCAACAGAAACAAAAGGAAAUACAAAAUACUCAAUGUUAUGAGUUAUUUCUCUUGUAAAUAAAUUCCAA
Molecule: messenger RNA, 1052 nt
Organism: Anopheles bellator
Lineage: Eukaryota; Metazoa; Arthropoda; Insecta; Diptera; Culicidae
Gene: LSm7
Product: U6 snRNA-associated Sm-like protein LSm7
Exons: 1
Biological process (GO): mRNA splicing, via spliceosome; nuclear-transcribed mRNA catabolic process
Cellular component (GO): U2-type prespliceosome; Lsm1-7-Pat1 complex; U6 snRNP
Molecular function (GO): RNA binding
Source: RefSeq, a predicted model, not a curated record